This is a messenger RNA of Raphanus sativus (radish), 1609 nucleotides long. Its product is annotated as transcription factor MYB105-like. The record is from RefSeq and is a predicted model, not a curated record. The transcript is spliced from 2 exons. The coding region runs from base 1177 to 1593 and encodes 138 amino acids. Lineage: Eukaryota; Viridiplantae; Streptophyta; Magnoliopsida; Brassicales; Brassicaceae. Gene Ontology annotation, cellular component: nucleus. Gene Ontology annotation, molecular function: RNA polymerase II cis-regulatory region sequence-specific DNA binding; DNA-binding transcription factor activity, RNA polymerase II-specific. Gene Ontology annotation, biological process: regulation of DNA-templated transcription.
UUUCUAUUAUUUCAAUUGAAAACUUUUAUUGGAUAUUUUAGUAUUAUUUUUAUUUAUUCUGUUUUUAAAGAAAAAAAAUUUAUCAUUCCGCAACCGCUCGCAACCGCAAACACUAGCUGGAACCAGCUUUUGAUUUUAAAAGGUUCAGAGCGGUUUGAAGCGAUUUGUAGCGUUUUCUGUGAUUGUUUCGAAAUACCAACAUCCGCUAUGAACCGCAAAAGCUGCGUUUGCGGAUGGUAGCGGAAAAACCAGUCAGCCCCUUAGACGUCCUUGAAAAUGUUAGUUUUUUUAAUAGAAUAGAUACAACGAAAUUGUAGGAUUACGAGUAUAUAAAAAUGGUUUAAGAUGUAUUAUAUAUACUUUAUGAUACAUUUUUUUUUCUGAAACUUUUUAUGAUCCAUGUGCGGUUCUCAACAUGCUUUUUUUUUGCCGUCUAAAUAAUCAUUCAUUAGAAGAAAAGAACAGAGUUCAAACAUAACAACACUCAAACACUAGAACACUCCCUACAACCCAGGAACAGACUGGCAUCGUAAAAAAAACAACCAAAACUACAGAAGGAAACAAGAGGAACGACUCAGAGAAACCUGUUUUCAUUCACAAAGAGCUCAAAAAGCCAAGCCGGGUGACCUCUCGCAACAUACGAUCGGACCCUUCCUUCCCUUGUAACACUUUGAGCAAUGAUCGCAGCUUCUCUGUUUUCCUCUUUAGAAACACUCACGAGCUGUAAAUAGCCUCUCUUCUUCCCCAAGACUACAACGUUAGAGAUUUAAGCUUGGCUUGAUUUUAGUGGGACUUAAUAAUACCUUGAAGAAUAUGAUUUGUUCUUCUUGAAUGUGCACGUUUUGCCACUAAGAGUACUACUUCUUUGGUUAUUCCUUGAAUAAUGCGUAGAACAUGCAUAUGCAACCAUACGAUACGUUAUCUAUGACUUGCAUCUAAAAUGGAUAUGGAUAUGCAUAACAUCACAUGCUUUAUCUCUGUCUAUAUUAUGUCUCUGUGUCUCUGUGUGUAUAUACGAGACGUGGUUAUAGGAGAGAGGCCAAGAGAAGGGCUAGAUGGAUGUCUCCUGUUUCCAGGAAUACCCUUUUAAUCUCUCGUUUCAGAGGAGCAGUUAAGGGGUUUGUAGAAAACAAUGCAGUGGGGUUCUCUAAUAAAGAAGAAUGCUAAAAGAGAGUGAUGAAUCAAAAAGAAGAAGCAUGUUUUAGGGUCUGUAGUAGAGGACAUUGGAGAAUCUCUGAGGAUUCUCACCUCAUGGAACUUGUUGCUGUUUACGGUCCUCAAAACUGGAAUCACAUUGCUGAGAAGAUGCAAGGAAGAACAGGCAAGAGUUGCAGAUUGAGGUGGUUUAACCAGUUAGAUCCUAGGAUCAACAAGAGAGCUUUCAAUCUUGGGGAAGAAGAGAGGCUAUUUGCAGCUCACAGAGGAUUUGGAAACAAAUGGGCAAUGAUUGCUAAGCUUUUCAAUGGACGAACAGACGAUGCCUUCAAAGAACCACAGGCAUAUGUUCUCAUGGCAAGAAAGUUGAGGAAGCUAAUCAAGAACUUGAGUACUCCUGCUAUUAUUAUCAAAGUCCCUGUUUCUGGUAGGUAUUAACAUGACAAGCUAAGAA